This is a messenger RNA of Cricetulus griseus (Chinese hamster), 388 nucleotides long. Lineage: Eukaryota; Metazoa; Chordata; Mammalia; Rodentia; Cricetidae. The record is from RefSeq and is a predicted model, not a curated record.
GAGGAAAUCAAAGAGAACUUGCCCGCCAGAAAAAUAUGAAAAAAACCCAGGAAAUUAGCAAAGGAAAAAGAAAAGAGGAUAGCUUGACUACCUCUCAGAGAAAACAGAGGGACUCUGAGAUCAUGCAACAAAAGCAGAAGAUAGCCAAUGAGAAGAAAUCUAUGCAGACAAGAGAAAAAUGAUGACUUGUCUUUUGGAAAACCUGGGUGCUAUUGCCAGUGGGGUGCAUCAUAAGCUCUAAGAUCAAAAUUUCUCAGAGUGACUAAUGGUCACAUGUGUUAUAACUUAUCCUUAUAAACUGUCUAUUUUAAACUUUACUUUUCAGCCUUACUUUAUAUGACGUUUUAAGACCAUUCUUCAAAGAAUAAAGUACUGAGCAUGCAUGUAA